AUGGAAAUCCAAAUUGCAGUCAUUCAUGGAAUAAUGGGUAUAAACAUAUUACUAAAUCUGUUUCUGUUGUUUCCAUGGCUUGAUGCACUGAAGCACUGGUUUCUACGUGUAUAUUCUAACAGCAUAGCAUUUAAGGCAAUAUCUCACGUCCUAAAUGUGUUGUACGUUAUGGUAGUUAUAGUACUAUUUGAUUCAAUUUAUAAGCUGAGUAUCACAGAUAAUAAGAUAUUAGAAUUUCAAUCGCAACGAAACAUGUAUCUCUCAGGUUUUGUGCUAUUCUUAGCAUUUAACUUGUCUAGGCUAGUGAAAAUCAUACAUGUGCGAUUCGCAGUGAGCAAGGACUAUAAAUAUGUGCUAAAACAGCACAAAAAUGCUGAAAUAUUCUUGAAGACCAUUGCAGAAAAAUAUGAAGAGGAGCAAAAGAAAAACAAGAAUUAUCGGGAGGAGGUAGAGCGCCUAAAGAAGUGUUUGAACAGAUAUAAAGAUGAAAUAGGACAGAUUGAAGCUAAUAGAAAAAGUUAUCUAACUCUGAAGGACAAAUAUGACGCGUUAUUGAGCAAGACCCUUAGAGAAAGCAAAAAGAGUAAGUAA
This is a messenger RNA of Enterospora canceri, 591 nucleotides long. The record is from the annotation of a GenBank genome assembly. Lineage: Eukaryota; Fungi; Microsporidia; Enterocytozoonidae.